UUUUUUGUUUUAUUUGCAGACUUUUAUUUUACUAUAAUUCUAUAUCAAAUGUCUUCCUCAAGAAAUAAACGUAGAAAAGUUGCCAUUGCAGUUAGUAAUUUCUUGAAUAUCACAAAUGAAUAUCAAGAUGAUAAUGUCCAUUUGGAGAAAUCCAAAAACUUAAACGACCAUUCUGAUUGUUCUGAUUUUGAACCUGUUUCAGAUACUUCAUUGCAUGAAGAAUGUAAUGGAGAUGAAUCUCCAUUACAUUCUUCAUGCAAUGAAGUAUCUACCAGCAGUGAUUCUGGUGGCGAAAAUCCAAGUGAAUUUGAGUUGCAAGUUAAGUUACGUGAUUAUGCAAUUGAAAACAAUAUACCUUAUGCAACAAUGGACAAAUUGUUAUGUAUUUUAAAACCUUAUCAUACUCAAUUACCAAAGUUUUCAAAAACAUUAUUAAAUUCAAAACCUGUAACAAUUAGAAUUGUGACUAAUGGUGAAUUUUUAUAUAUUGGUGUUGAACCUUUUCUUCAAACAUUGAGUGUGUCUAACCCAUCGAUUAUCUGUUUGCAAUUUAAUAUUGAUGGUGUUCCAAUCUAUCACAAUUCUGAAAUAUCAUUUUGGCCAAUUCUGGUAAAAAAAGUUAACGAUUCAUUGUCACCAAAAGUUGUUGCUAUUUUUAGUGGAAGGAAAAAACCAAAUUUACAAGAGUUUUUUUCCCAAUUUAUUACUGAGAUAAAUCAUCUUAAAAGCAAUGGUGUUACAAUUAACUCACACUUGUGCAAUAUUCAUAUAACUAAUAUUGUAUGUAAUGCCCCAGCACGUGCAUUUAUUAAGUGCAUAAAGUAUCAUUCAGGAUAUUCCAGCUGUGACAAGUGCACUGUAGAGGGUGAAUGGCUAAACAAGGUUGUAUUUUUAGAAACAGAUGCACCCUUGAGAACAUUAGAAAGUUUUGUUUCUAGAGAAGAUGAUAGUCAUCAUAUUGGUGUGACACCUUUAUUAGGAAUUCCUAUUCAUCCAAUUAAUAGUUUUCCAAAUGACUAUAUGCAUUCUGUCUGUCUGGGGGUAGUACGAAAACUUCUAAAUUUUUGGUCUUCUGGACCAUUCAGUGUUAAGCUAUCUUCGCAAUCACUAAAAACAAUAUCAGCUCGAUUAAUUCAUGUUUCAUUGUUCUUUCCAUCAGAUUUUAACAGAAGACCUCGUUCAUUGGAGAGUAUGAAUAAGUGGAAGGCAACAGAAUUCCGAUCAUUUCUCCUUUAUUCAGGGCCUAUUGUUUUGUGUGAUGUUCUUAGUAAACCAGUUUAUGAACAUUUUCUUAUUUUACAUAGUUCCAUAUUUCUAUUAUGUAGGUCACAAGAGCAUGAAGUUAUUAAAUAUUGUGGUGAGUUGCUGAAAAUAUUUGUUACAAAGGCUGUUGCCUUGUAUGGCAAAUCAUUUAUGUCAUAUAAUGUGCAUUCUCUUAUACAUCUGCAUAAUGAUUGUUUACAAUUUGGACCGCUUGGCAAUUUUUGUGCUUUCCCCUUUGAAAAUGCUCUUGGUCAUUUAAAACGAAGAAUUCGAAGUGGAUAUUUGCCGCUUCAGCAAGUAGCUUCUAGUCUUUCUGAUAACAAAUCUGAACAUUCUAGGAAAGUACACACUGAUGGAGUUUCCCUUCAACAUUGUAGUGGGCCUUUACCAAAUCAGGACCAUUUUUUGCAAUAUAAAGUGUGCCAUUAGAAAAAUCAAAGGUUUUCAAGCGGUUUGCGGGAUAGUUCAGUUAUGGUAGGACAAAAGUGCUAUCAAAUAGUUAACAUAUUAGCAGAAGACUUAAAAAAUCCAUUAUUCUUAGCCAGGUGUUUUACUGUGCAAACAAACUUUUAUGACGUUCC
This is a messenger RNA of Hydra vulgaris (swiftwater hydra), 1844 nucleotides long. RefSeq lists its product as uncharacterized. The record is from RefSeq and is a predicted model, not a curated record. NCBI's taxonomy places the organism in Eukaryota, Metazoa, Cnidaria, Hydrozoa, Anthoathecata, Hydridae.